Cuculus canorus (common cuckoo) is the source of this 4652-nucleotide messenger RNA. RefSeq names its product centrosomal protein 128 (gene CEP128). Lineage: Eukaryota; Metazoa; Chordata; Aves; Cuculiformes; Cuculidae. The record is from RefSeq and is a predicted model, not a curated record. The transcript has 24 exons. The coding region runs from base 120 to 3416 and encodes 1098 amino acids.
GCAGGCGGCAGGGCGGCCAGUUCAAGUUGCCAUAGCGGCGGCGUGGGGAGGUGUGUGAGGCUGCGGGGCGCGCCCGGCGGAGGGAGGCGGCCCCUUCCCGCUGCGGUUUCAAGAUACUAAUGGCAGAUUCAUCCAGUGAUUCAGACAGCUUUCUUAGGGGUCGAAUAGGAAGGCGGCCACCUUUGAGAGCAUCCCACAACAGAGCUUGGAACUAUGGUGCUGAAGAAGUUACAGAGAAAAUCCAUACUUUAGCAAGCACUUUACAGGAUACGAAUAGAAAUCUAAGACAUGUUGACCAUUUACUAGGACAAUAUAGAGAAUACAGCAAGGAACAAACUGAAGCAAUAGCAACUUUAAAAGACACAAUGGAAGAGUCUAUAGGUCUGUUAAGGAGACAACGAUUAACCCGAAACUCUGGAAUGAGAAGUGCUUCUCUCUCAAGCUUAUACCCUAGUGAUCUGGAUGGAGAAGGAGUGUCAGGGAACCGCCACUUCUUGCCUACUUCUCCUCUCAGGGAUUAUGGAGACUCGCAGGGCAAUAAACAUCGAAGGCCUAGAUCUGCAAGUGUUCGAUUUGUCAAUGAGGCGGAUAAUUUGGACCAGCUGCAUUCAUUCCACCAGUCUCUUCGAGAUCUUGGUAGUGAACAAAUUCGCCUAGGAGAUGACAUCAGUCGGGAGCUUUCAAGAAGAAAUCGGACUGAUGCUGAAUUAAGAAAGACUCUAGAAGAACUGUCUGAAAAGCUCACUGGGUCCCAAAAACAAGAAACGGUAUCAGAACGAGUAGAGAGAAGACUUCAGGAGAUAGAACAAGAAAUGCGUGCUGAAAGACAGCUUGUAGAAAGGCGCCAGGACCAACUGGGACAAAUGUCUCUUCAAUUACAAGAGGCUUUAAGGAAGCAAGAUGCUAAAGCAGAUGAAACAGAAGAACUCAUGAAAAAUAAACUUAUGAAGUAUGAAAGAGAAAAGAACCAACUUGAGCAGGAAUUGGAGCAGUCCCAGAAAAAGUUGAAUGAAUCGGAAGGCAGUAGGGAAGCUCUUUUGCAUCAGGUUGAGGAUCUUCGUUCUCAACUUUUGAGAGCAGAACAAGACCGUGUAGAGUUGCAACAUCAAAUUUCACAUGUUGCUAUGCCCUGCCAGACCUACCAAGAUGUACAAGAUGUUGACAGGAGAAUUAGAACAGUAGCUGAAAGAUAUGAGAGAGAGAAGCAAGAACUGGAGAAACAUGUUUCGGAACUUAAAGCAAAGUUGAGUCAUAAUGUUGUAAUGUCAGAGGUAGAAGAACUGAAAAGAUGCGUAGAACGUAAGGACAAGGAGAAAGCACAGCUUCUAAUGCAUAUACAGGUGUUAACAUCUGACCUGGAAAACAGGGAGAAGCAGCAGGAAAAAAUGCUGGACCAGCUAAAGGAGAUGCAGAGUUGCUACAAGGCUAGUGAGAAUGGACGUAGACAAACUGAACUUCACUCUGCUGAGUUAGCUCAACAGAUUGAAGACAGUACAAAGGAAGCAGAACGGUACCUCACUGAAUUCAAGCAUUCAGAGGCACUCAGGCUGGAGAUUGAGAAAAAAAGAGAAGAUUUGAAGGUGAGAGCACAAGAAACUAUCCGCCAAUGGAAGUUGAAAUGUAAGAAACUGGAUCGUGAGUUGGAAAAACAAAAUGAAACUAUCAGCCAGCUGAUGGACAAGAACAGUCAGGCCCUUAAAGAAAAGGAUAACCUCAGAAGUCAACUUCUCUCUGCUGUACACCAAAUAGAAAACCUUCGGAAAGAGCUGAGUGAGGUGCUUACAAAGAGGGCCCAACAGGAAGAACUUCUCCACUGCAAAGAUGUGAAACUGAAUGAAAUGAAGUCUCACCAGGUAUCUCUUGAAGAAGAGCUCAAAGACAUCCAGGGUACUGUAAAUAAAUUGGACGAUGAGUUGAAAAAGCAAGUCUUUCUACAAAAUCAAGUUCAAGCUGAAAAGGAACACUUGGAGACAGAACUUGCAACUAGUAGCUUGAUCCAUAAAAAAGACCAAGAAAGACUCAUAGAAAUGCAAGCAGAUGUAAAAAACUUGAGCUCUGUACGUGUGGAACUAACAAACAGAAUAGCAGAAGAGGAAAAAGUAAAAAAUGAAUUACGUAAGAGACUCUCAGAUCUCCAGGAACAACAGGAAUCUAAGCAUGAAGAGAUGACUUCUGCUAACAGGAAGCUGAAGAUGGAAAGGGAAGUUCACCAACAGGAGCUGACAGAUCUCAGAUCCGAGUUACAAAAUGUUAAAAUCAAACAUGAACAAAAUAUUCAAGAGCUUAAUAAACUCCUUAAACAAGAAAAGGAUGAUGCGGAGGCUCAGAUUAGAAUGCUAAAGAUGGAACUUGUAGAAGAGAAAAACAUAGUAAAGACCCAGCGUCGACAACUGGAGAAGAUAAAAAUUGAGUGUGAUAAGUUGACAGAAGAAUUAACCCAGAAUGAAGAAGAAAAUAUAAAACUCAGACGGAAAUGUGAGUUUUUAAAACAAGAACUGGAGAAAAAGGAUAAACAUAUCAGCAAUGAAGAUCAUUUGAGAAGGAUGGAUGAGGCCAGACUGCAGUUUAAGGAUCAGUUGCAUCACUUAGAAAUGGAACAGGAAUCCAUUCUCACCAUGAUAGGAAGUGAAAUUGAUGCUGCUUGUGAAAUUUUUGCUCGGGACUCCAUGGAGAAAUUCAAAGCAGUAUCACUGACACCGACAGUGUUGAAUGAUCCUCAUCGCUGGUUAGCAGAAACAAAGACUAAGCUUCAGUGGCUAUGUGAGGAGGUAAAGGAGAGAGACAGUAAAGAAAAAAAGUUGCGACGCUGCUUACUUCAGAGCCGGGAACAGCUCAAGCACUUAACACAAACGAAGGAGGCUGAACAUCGGUCUCUCUUUAAACAGAUAAAAAACCAAGAAAAACUUCUGGAGGAAGUUCACAGAGAAAGAAGAGAGCUACUAGAGAAGACCCUCAGAAGAGAGGAAGAAAUGGGAACUCUCCAGGAACGUAUGAUGGCCUUAGAAGUGAGUACUCGAGUAGCUUUAGAUCAUCUGGAGUCUGUUCCUGAGAAACUGAGCCUGUUAGAAGAUUUAAAAGAUACUAGAGAGUCCCAUAGUCAAAGGGAGAUGAUUGAAGAAAGGUAUACAAAGUAUAAAGAAAUAGUGAGUUCUCUACAGAAACAGCUGGAAGAUUCAAAACAAAGAGUCCAACAAUUCAAGGAUGUGAAAAUGGAUGCUGAAAUUUCUAAUAUAGAAGUGGCUGCUCCCUCUUACAGCUGGCAAACUCAAAACAGCUUUUUGUCCAGCUCACUGCUCUCAGAUUCAAAUUCACUUCGGAGAAGAAUCGUUCCUUUUGAUACAAGUGCCAUUGAGGAAGAUUCCAUUAAUAUUGCUGUCAGUGAAAUGAAGCAGCAAGCAGAAAGAGGGAACCAGUAGAACAUUUUAGAAAAGCACACCACCUUUCUCUGUGGUAAAUUCUGUUGCACUCUUUUUUGGAUUUGAACAGUAGUAAUUCUAUCUGCUAUAGGAGCGAUGCACCCUUAAUGAUUCAGCUGUUGCCAAACACUUAAAUGGAAGAGCACCAAGAGUGAGUCUAAUGUACUCUUGUGAUAAUUUAUGUAAUUUAGUUUUCUAGGUUGUUUGCUCUUCUCUUGUAUUUGUUUCUACAGUACUCCUAAACUAAACGUAUUGUAUUCCUGAAAUUUUAUGAAAUGAAAGAUCUGUGAUAUUAAUCUUUGCUAUGAGGUUAUUUAUCCCUGUACAGAACUACUUCUGACAUUUGUUUUUUAUCAAUUUUCAUAACAUUAUUAAUAAUGAAAAAAUGUUCAAAAAUUACCUUUGUCCUAAUAUUUAUUUAUGAGAGUCAUUAUAUAGUGUUGUGCAGACACAUUUGUGAUUUUUAGUUUUUUCAGUUUGCAACAGUCAUUAAAGAAAGAAGUGACAAAUAUUACACAAAACCGAUUUUCCUCAAAAUUAAUGGAAAUAUAUGCCGUGGUUUCAGGUGCAGCAUAUAUCUGUUAUAAGCUGUUUAGAAUUAUAAUUCUGACCAGAACAGUUUUGUGAGAUGACCUCUGGUAAAGCAUUUAAGAGCACCUAAAUCUCAAUCAUUUGUAAUAAGCAUGUGGAAGGGCUGCUACGUGGCUGUGAAAAUUUUAAUAGCAAGGUUUAAUGAUAAUUUAUUUGUUUUGUUUUGUUCUCUAUUAGAAGUGUCAUAUUGAUUUAAAAAUGUUACAGAAAUACAGUAUUGCACAUUUGUAUUUCUUCAGAUAUCUCUAUUCUAAACAAAUUGGAUACAAUUCUGUUAUUGUGGUCUCAAACAGCACUUCACAGCAGAAUUGUCUGCUGUCAAAAGAAAUGCAAGUAUUUCUGAUGGUCCCCCCUCUAGUGCUUCUUGCUGAAUCGCUGCUCCUGUGCCUUAAAAAAUUUUCCAGAUCUGUUAGAGUACUGUUGCAACAUGAACACCAUUGAAACCAUUUUAGUUUGUUGGCUUCUUUCAUAUUUAAGAAGGCUACUUCUUCUCUGAAACAGUCUUGUUUUAGCAUGUAGGUGUCUCAGACAUAAUUUGCAGGCUCUAUGUGCCACCUGAAACCAUAUUUUUUUUUUUUGUCUCAAUUUUCUGAAGUGUUCUGCAGUCCUGGUGGGUUCUCUGGACAGUAUGCUUGAAAAUUGCCU